This is a messenger RNA of Rotaria sordida, 453 nucleotides long. The record is from the annotation of a GenBank genome assembly. Lineage: Eukaryota; Metazoa; Rotifera; Eurotatoria; Philodinida; Philodinidae.
AUGAGGGUUAGCAGCGUUUGCGCUGCGUUACUUGUAAAAUAUAUACAACAACAUGGAGAACAUUUUACUAAGUCUGAUUCACAAUUAAAUCUUAGUUCUGCUUAUCAAGCGAAGACUAUACGUGAUUUCGAUACACAUAUUGUUAUACCAGAAUAUGGUUUUCAUGAUGUUGAACAUUAUUAUACUGAAGCAUCAUCAAAUAAACGGAUAAAAUAUAUUCAUACACCAACACUUAUUUUAAGUGCUAAUGAUGAUCCUGUUUGUCCUGUUGAUGGUUUACCAAUAGAUGAUGUUUUAAAAAAUCCAUAUAUUAUUGCAAUUAAAACUUUAGAAGGUGGAUAUGUUAGUUAUCUUCAAGGUUUGUGGCCAAAAGCAUUUUCUUAUGAUAACAUUGUUGUUGUUGUUGAUUAUAUUAAAGCAAGACUUAAACAAAGAGGGGUGUCCAAGGACUGA